AUGACCGUGGGUGGACCAACAAUCAAACUUUCCAACGGUCAGGAAAUGCCCCAAUCGACCCCAGAUGAGGUGAAAGCAGCGGUAAAAGUGGCCAUCGAACAUGGAUAUCGGCUCAUUGAUACAGCAGCGUGCUAUGGUAAUGAAGGUGAAAUUGGUGACGCAAUUGAAGAGCUGAUUCAUGAUGGUAAGAUCAAGCGCGAGGACUUAUUUAUUACCACCAAGCUAUGGGCGACUCACCUCCACCCGGAUGAUACAGAGCCGGCACUACGUGAGUCUCUGCGGAAGCUCAAGCUAGACUACGUCGAUCUCUACUUGGCUCAUAUGCCUGCCUGCUUCAAUAAAACACAGCUAGAAAAUUCACAUGAACAUGAAAUGACUGAACACAACAAAUCAGUCACUGUCCUUGAUAUUUGGAAAGGACUGGAGGGAGUACACAAUAAGGGAUUAACCAAAGCUAUCGGUGUUUCGAACUUCAGCGGGGAACAAAUUGAGCGCAUCAUGAAAAGCGCAUCCGUGCCUAUUCAUAACUUGCAGGUAGAGCUUCAUCUCUACUGGCCCCAACAUGAACUUCAAGAAGUUUGCAAAAAACAUAAUAUUUCAUUGACUUCUUAUGCUACGCUGGGAUCUCCAGGACGUGUCAAUUUCUCACUUCCAAGCGGAGCUAAGCUAGAAUGGGCUCCUGCUCCGAAUGACCUUGAAGAUCCAAAUGUCAAGAAGUUGGCCGAAAAAUACAAGAAAACCCCUGCUCAGAUCCUGAUUCGUUACGUUAUGGAGCGAAACAUUGCCGUUAUACCAAAAUCCGUGAAUGCUGGUAGAAUCCAGGAGAAUUUUAAUGUAUUCGAUUUUUCACUUACUCCAGAGGAAGUGAAAGAGCUUGAGUCGACCCCGCACCGUCAGCGCCUUUUCCUCCAAGACUUGUGA
Messenger RNA from Strongylus vulgaris, 921 nucleotides. Lineage: Eukaryota; Metazoa; Nematoda; Chromadorea; Rhabditida; Strongylidae. The record is from the annotation of a GenBank genome assembly.